Messenger RNA from Metarhizium robertsii ARSEF 23, 960 nucleotides. Its product is annotated as Transaldolase. Gene Ontology annotation, biological process: pentose-phosphate shunt; carbohydrate metabolic process; pentose-phosphate shunt, non-oxidative branch. The transcript is spliced from 5 exons. The record is from RefSeq and is a predicted model, not a curated record. Bases 1 to 960 code for a protein of 319 amino acids. Gene Ontology annotation, cellular component: intracellular anatomical structure; cytoplasm. Gene Ontology annotation, molecular function: transaldolase activity. NCBI's taxonomy places the organism in Eukaryota, Fungi, Ascomycota, Sordariomycetes, Hypocreales, Clavicipitaceae.
AUGUCCAACUCUCUCGAUCAGCUCAAGGCCACUGGCACCGUCGUCGUGUCUGAUUCUGCUAUCGCCAAGUACAAGCCCCAGGAUGCCACCACCAACCCUUCGCUCAUCUUGGCUGCCUCCAAGAAGGCCGAGUACGCCAAGUUGAUGGACGUGGCCGUCGAGUACGGCAAGAAGAAGGGUGGCGACAUCGACUCGCAGGUCGACAACGCCCUGGACCGCCUCCUCGUCGAGUUUGGCAAGGAGAUUCUCAAGAUUGUCCCUGGCAAGGUCUCUACCGAGGUGGACGCUCGCCUCUCUUUUGACACCAAGGCCUCUGUCGACAAGGCCCUGCACAUCAUUGACCUCUACAAGGAGCAGGGCAUCUCCAAGGACCGCGUCCUCAUCAAGGUCGCCUCCACAUGGGAGGGCAUCAAGGCCGCCGAGAUCCUCCAGCGAGACCACGGCAUCAACUGCAACCUGACGCUCAUGUUCUCGCUACCGCAGGCCAUUGGCGCCGCCGAGGCCGGCGCCUACCUCAUCUCCCCCUUUGUCGGCCGCAUCCUCGACUGGUUCAAGGCCCACAACAAGAAGGAGUACGCCAAGGAGGAGGAUCCUGGCGUCGCCUCCGUCAAGAGCAUCUACCAGUACUACAAGAAGUUUGGCUACAAGACCAUUGUCAUGGGCGCCUCGUUCCGUAGCACCGGUGAGAUUACUGAGCUCGCUGGAUGCGACUACCUCACCAUCUCUCCCAAUCUCCUCGAGGAGCUCAUGAACAGCUCCGAAGCCGUCCCCAAGAAGCUCGACGCCUCGCAGGCCGCCUCUGCCAACAUCGAGCGCAAGUCGUACCUCAAGGACGAGGCUCUCUUCCGAUUCGACUUCAACGAGGACCAGAUGGCUGUUGAGAAGCUGCGCGAGGGCAUUAGCAAGUUUGCCGCUGACGCCGUGACCCUCAAGGAUAUCCUCAAGCAGAAGCUUGCCUAG